AUGUCAUUUGGCCCACCAACUACUGACAGCUAUUUUAUUUAUGAAGAAGAAAACCCCACUCCAUAUAUCGUUCAGGAAGCCGUUCCUACAUCUAGCAUCAAUGACUGGAAUGGAAAAGAGUCAUUAAGCCAGGACAAACAUCACGCCAGCUGCAACAGUUGCAAUCCGGAGAAUACGCAAAGUGGCAUGAGUACAAAGAGUUGCCAUAAUGAAGUUACUGUUCAUCCGGAAAUAGGUGCAGUGAUUUCAACUGAUUCCACGAUCAUCCAGAUUUCCUACAGAAGGGAAGUCCCCAAACCUGCCGAGUUGUACUUAUCCGGAGUAUUAAAAGAAGAGUGUGACGAAGAUGGCGAGGAUUUAGCACUUCCAAGUCCAGGAACACUCAAUGACAUGAUGUCGAAAAUUCAGAGUUAG
Messenger RNA from Gongylonema pulchrum, 414 nucleotides. NCBI's taxonomy places the organism in Eukaryota, Metazoa, Nematoda, Chromadorea, Rhabditida, Gongylonematidae. The record is from the annotation of a GenBank genome assembly.